This is a messenger RNA of Guillardia theta CCMP2712, 807 nucleotides long. RefSeq lists its product as hypothetical. The transcript has 6 exons. Bases 1 to 807 code for a protein of 268 amino acids. The record is from RefSeq and is a predicted model, not a curated record. NCBI's taxonomy places the organism in Eukaryota, Cryptophyceae, Pyrenomonadales, Geminigeraceae.
AUGGCUCUUUGCCUCCUCCUCAUCCUUUCAGUCCUCUUGUCCUACAUGCUCGGCCUUCUCUCACGAAAGCAGCAUGACUGCGAGUCGUCUUGCCUUCUCCAAAACGAAGUGGUUUUGCUCUUCUGGAAGCAUGCGAUAGCUGCGCUCAGCGAUCACAAGGCCUUCAUGGAAGACGUCUCCGUCUCUGCUCCUUCACAAACCUUGAGAUGCAGUAAAGGAGAGUCUUGUAGCAGCAGCACCAACUACAUGCAGACAGACAAGUUACAUCAAGUCGGCUGCAUCCUCGGUGAGACCAUCAAGACUGCACAGAGGACCAUGCUUCCCGCGGGCGACAUGGAUAGCCGAUGGAACGAGACUCUGAGGAGAUGGCGGAGAGACACAGCUGCUUGUUGGAACCUCCUUCUCUCCUCUGAUCCCCGAAGCACGCUGGUCAGGAUCCUGAGCCCCUUGAUGCUGAAAUUGGAGCACGCGGAAGCGAAGCUGAGAGGGUGUGAGAGGCUAACGAGCGAGCUUCAAGUGGAGGCGCUCGAGCACCUCGAGAGAAUCGAAGAGUACACCCAAGAGAUUAAGAACCAUUCCAGGAGGUUGCAUGAAAUGUCCAGGCUCUUCAGCGUCUCCAAUCAUCAUCUUCUGGAAGAAGUUACAUCUGGUGCUGAGCUGCAGGACAAGUUGCUGGAGACCAUUGGCGAGAGGAGAAACUUUUUCUACAAGGAGGAGAAGAAUCCGCCUUCUGAAGCUUGGCCUGUUCAUCAUCUUUUAGAAACUUUUCUACAAGAGGUUUCAGAUGUCGUCUACAAUGCUGUUUAG